GAUCUGGCUAGUGGCUUUGUUACCAUCGAUGCUGAAUAUCUCCAGCAUGUAUGUAUGUGCAUAUGGUGGGUACGUGGGCAUCAUAAAAGGCACCAAAGUGAAGGAGAACGACAGGCGUUACAUGGUCUCAGUGCAGCAGGACAAGCAACAUAUCUGCGGUGGAUUCCUGGUGCAUGCAUCCUUUGUCAUGACUGCAGCCCACUGUAUCAACAAGGGAAUUGAUUUGACAGUUGUGGUUGGGAGUAAUAAUAUUAAAAACCCAAAAAUGGAGUCAAGGAUACCAGUGAAAUACUACCACAUGCAUCCCGGAUACAACAGUACAACACUGCAGAAUGACAUUGCACUUCUACAGCUUGAAGUUGGGCUCAAGAAGUCCAAGUCCAUAGACUGGAUAGACCGUCCACAGAAAGACGCAGACAUCAAGGAUAAAGCAGGUUGUAGUGUGGCUGGCUGGGGCAAAACCUCAAACAACGAGCCCCCAAGUGAUGUUCUUCUGGAGGCUAACGUGAAUAUUGUGAAGAGAGAAAAAUGCAAGAAAUCUUGGAGAAAUCUCACCAAAGAAAUGAUGUGUACAAGCACCGGCUUUUGCCAGGGUGACUCAGGUGGUCCUCUUGUGUGCAACGGCAAAGCUGAAGGUAUUGUGUCUUACAAUGAGCCAAAUAAAUGUGACGAUCCAGAUAAACCAAAUGUCUACACCAGAGUAUCAGCACAUCUGACCUGGAUCAAUGCCAUUCUAAAUAACAUCAACUGAAGAAAUCAAAUGCAUGA
Engraulis encrasicolus (European anchovy) is the source of this 768-nucleotide messenger RNA. Its product is annotated as mast cell protease 1A-like. NCBI's taxonomy places the organism in Eukaryota, Metazoa, Chordata, Actinopteri, Clupeiformes, Engraulidae. The record is from RefSeq and is a predicted model, not a curated record. Gene Ontology annotation, biological process: proteolysis. Gene Ontology annotation, molecular function: serine-type endopeptidase activity. Bases 29 to 751 code for a protein of 240 amino acids. The transcript is spliced from 5 exons.